GUGUUUUGGUAAACUGUACCUUUAAGGGGACCCGGAAGUGGUAGUAAAAACGGACGUUCAGAAUUCUCAAUGUAACUUACUGAGAUUAACUUUAUUAAGACUUAAUACUGUGCGCAAGUAGUGUUUAAGAAUCAACAAAAUGUAUCUUACCACCGUAAAUAUGGCCAAAGCAAAAGCAAAGACCAUCCUGGUGCAGAUGGUGAGCGCUGCAGGGACAGGCUACGCCUUCAACACAAAGAGGAACCGUCUCCGAGAAAAACUGGUGCUGCGCAAACAUGAUCCAUUUGUGAACAAGCAUGUCCUAUUCUUUGAGAAGAGGAAGAUCAGAUCGAUUUAACAGCGCACCAAAAUAUAUGGACAACAUAAACCUAUGUUGCCAUGGGUUAUACGAGGUGUUUGUCAUUCAACAUCUGACUGGCAUCUGACAUGUUCAGAGGACUUGGAUUUGUUUCCCCCCUGCACCAGUUAAGCAUGCACCCUGAGCGACAUCUUGAGUAUUGCUACCUUAAACGAGAAAUUGCUACUCCUGUAAAACUGAGGUUUUUUUUAUUGAGACCACCAUAAGUGUGUUGGUCUACACAUUUCAUUUAUGGUCGUAACAUGUUUUAUGGCUGUUCAGCAUAUCUAUUGUUGUAGAAAAUAAAAUAUAUUUAAACCUGGUACAUGCAAUUAAACCAUUUACAAAA
Monopterus albus (swamp eel) is the source of this 686-nucleotide messenger RNA. It is a transcript of the gene mrpl33, whose product is annotated as mitochondrial ribosomal protein L33. NCBI's taxonomy places the organism in Eukaryota, Metazoa, Chordata, Actinopteri, Synbranchiformes, Synbranchidae. Bases 140 to 337 code for a protein of 65 amino acids. Gene Ontology annotation, molecular function: structural constituent of ribosome. The record is from RefSeq and is a predicted model, not a curated record. Gene Ontology annotation, cellular component: mitochondrion; ribosome. The transcript has 4 exons. Gene Ontology annotation, biological process: translation.